Messenger RNA from Alnus glutinosa, 3061 nucleotides. RefSeq lists its product as uncharacterized. Lineage: Eukaryota; Viridiplantae; Streptophyta; Magnoliopsida; Fagales; Betulaceae. The record is from RefSeq and is a predicted model, not a curated record. The transcript has 6 exons. Bases 130 to 2907 code for a protein of 925 amino acids.
CAAAACCUCCUUCCGAAAUCCCUCUCUCGAAUUCUACAUCCCACAAUUUCUUCGACAUCUAUCUCCGAAAUUUUCCUCUAAACUUCUUUGCGUAUCGGAUAUUUCGUUUAUUUCAUACCAGAUCGGAACAUGGAUCUCGGCUGCUUGGACUUGUGCUGCGUCUCUGUGUCAGACAAGCAAGGCACUGAGGCUACCCUUUGCAGUUCGGAGAGCAGAGAAGACAGUAUGAGCGAGAACUCCACGGCGAGCUCGAAGAUCGGCAAGAAUAAAUCGCCAAAAGAGACUGCGCAAUCAACAUCGAAUAUUCUUAACAAAUUUACAUCACAAAUCAAGAAGCCUUCUCACCGCAAAAGUUCUCCUCUCAACUGGUUCCCGCGCAAAAAAGUGGACUCGUACUUAAAAAGAAAAAUAAAAAUGCUGCAGGAAGUGGACGGCAUGAAUUUGACACUUGAUGAGACUUUAGGUGAUGCUAAUCCACAUUACUCAAGAGUUCUGAGAGAAAAGAUGGCAGCAAGAGAAGCUGCACACAAGGCAAUGGAGGCUCGAAAGGCUGCUCUGGUGGAAGCAUCUUGGUGUCGAAUACUACGAGCAGCCAGGAUCCAGAGCAAAGAGGCAGAAGACCAGUUGAUGAAAGCAGAGAAGUCAGCAGCUGCAGCUUUUGAAGCAGCCACAUCCAUAGGAGUUACCAUGUAUGACAUACCAAAUUGCCCUAAGAAGCCUUGUCAAAUAGAGACAUCCUCUGUUAAUGGAGGAGGAUCUGCUACACAUAAAGUUACAGCAUCUUUUGAAACUGCAUUUGAGGUAGAUAUAGAAGUAGCUGCAGCAGUCAAAACUGCAUUAAUUAGGCUUGCAAAUUGUGCUACUUUUAAUAAAGACGAAUUUGAAGAACUGCUGCGAAAAAUCAAUCAGAACCCAGAUACAGGUGAAAAUAAUCAGGAAUUAUCGGAGUUUUCUUCGGAAUGUGAAUCAGAGUCUGGGUCAGAACUUGAAACUUCAUCUGUAGACUUUGACUGUAAGCUGCAAGGUCCAGAGACGAGACAGAGGAAAAACAGGAAAAGGCUCUCCUUUGAAAGGUAUAAUAAAACAAAGCUCGUGGAGAUGAUGCUUGAGAGGCUCAGAUGUUUGCAAGAAGAUGAACUUUCUGCUCUUGCCACUAUAGUUGCAACUUGUGGUUUAAAUGCUGCCUUGGCUGAAGUUACAAAUAGCAAGGCGCACGAUCCAAGUGAUUAUAGCUCCAAUCCAGCACCUAAUUUUUCACGAAGAAUUUCUUCUAUGGGAGCAGGAAACCUUGAGAUUUCCAUGGAUGCCCAUAAAAGGAAGCAAGUUGAGUCAGAACUCCCAAGUCUUGACAAGUUUUUGGUUAAGCGCAUGACGAAACUUGAAAAAGAGGUAUGGGAAGCAAAAAAUAGCAGAAAGAAUGAGUCCGGAGAAGGAACUGGGAAGAAUUCUGAUAGAACUGCUGUUGGCGAGGUCAAUUUAGAUAAUGAUGUAGCUUCAUCAGAGACCAUUCCAGACUUGGGGAGUAUUCUUUUAAAGCAUUCUAGUAAGUUUGAGAAAGAGAUUGAAGACGCAAAGAAGAAGUCAGGAAGAGAUUUUGAAACUGAUUAUAAGAAGUUGCACAAUGAUAGAACUUCAUCUGAAGCUGUUCCUGAUCUAGGAACGAUACUAAUUAAGCACUGUUCAAGACUUGAAAAGGAAAUUAAAGAGACCAAAAGGAAUAAUGGGAAAGCAUUUGAGAUGAAUGGCAAAAAAUUGGGAAGAGUGCAAAAUGGGGCCGUUGGUCACACAGAAGAAGACGUUCCGGAAGUCCCCAGCUUAGAUAAGUUCCUAGUGAAACGUGUCUCGAGACUUGAAAAGGAGGUCCAAGAAGCAAAGAACAGAAGAAAAAAUGAACCACGUAAAGGGGGCAGGGUCACUAACAUGAAGACAAAAUUUGAUUCAAUUGCUUCAGAUGCACAACUGGACAAAAUUGCAUAUUCUGAUGGAGGAGUAGAGCAAAAAGAAAACAUCGACUCAAAUAAUAAAAUGUCUGCAGUUUCCAAGAUGGAGCAAAAGGAAUGUACUGGAGAUACAGGUGAGUCUCCAUUGCAGAUUGGACAGGUGAAUUUGAAUGCUGGAGAAUCACUUCGGCUUCAAGAUGUGAAGACUGAAACUGAAGAGAGAGAAGAAGAUAGCCUAGACAAGAUCUUGGUCAAGUCAUUGCACAAGUUGGAAGGGGAAAAAAUACAGACCUUGUCAUUGGGAAGCAAUUAUGGAAGUCAUCGCCACCAAAAGAAACAGGCAGGAAACAGUGUUACAGACUGUGAGAGCUUGGACAAAAUUUUAGUAAAGCAUGUUUCCAGACUGGAGAAAGAGAAAAUGAGGUUCAGCUCAAAGGACGACGUAGUGAAGGUGAAGUCAAGUGAAACGAAAGCGCAAUCGCACAUGAAUCAAGAAGGUGGUCUGGACCAAAUUUUGGUUAAACAUAAAUCAAGACUUGAGAGAGAAAAGCUAACUGCAGCUCAGCAACCAGAUGACCAGAUUAGGCUCCCUGCGGCUCGUAGAGAAGGAAGGGAGAGAGAGUUACAAGAAGCAUGGGGAGGCUUAAGUUUAGGGAACUCCAUGAAGCCCCAUCUCUCGAAACUGGAAGAAGUGAAUGUGACGUCAAGUGAAACGAAAGUGCAAUCGCACAUGAAUCAAGAAGGUGGUCUGGAAAAGCUAACUGCAGCUCCGCAGCCAGAUGGCCAGAUAAGGCUCUCUGUGUCUCGUAGACAAGCAAGGGAGAGAGAGUUACAAGAAGCAUGGGGUGGCUUAAGUUUAGGGAACUCCAUGAAGCCCCAUCUCUCGAAACUGGAACAAGAUAAGGCUGCUUGGAGAAAAGCUGAGGACGAGGAAAGGAGAGCUAUCAAGGACAUAACUGUUUUAUAAGAACGGAUAGGAUAUGGAGCUGGAAGAGAACCCUUGCUUGAAAUUAUGAGUGUUUUGCCUCUUAAGUCACCCUUUCUAUGGUAAGAUAUAGGCAGGGUGAUUUGCUUCAUAAGAGACAUAUGCAUGUGAUACUUUCACUGUUAUGAUUAGAAAU